Molecule: messenger RNA, 636 nt
Organism: Humulus lupulus (European hop)
Lineage: Eukaryota; Viridiplantae; Streptophyta; Magnoliopsida; Rosales; Cannabaceae
Product: peroxisomal (S)-2-hydroxyacid oxidase GLO3-like
Exons: 7
Coding region: 1-636 (211 amino acids)
Molecular function (GO): oxidoreductase activity
Source: RefSeq, a predicted model, not a curated record
AUGGAAAAGGAUGGGGUUCUGGAGAGGGUGGAGGGGUUUCCGGACGAUAAAAUGAGGGCAAAGGCGGUGGCAGACUGGCAGAGGAUGGAAGAGUUGGAAGGAAGCAAAGAGAUCUUCUUACUAUUUGAUGUUGUACCAAUUUCAGCAAGAAAGGCAGUUGAAGCUAGAGUUCAUGGGAUUGUGGUCUCUAAUCAUGGAACUCGCCAGCUAGAUCAUACUCCUGCCACUAUCUCUGUCUUAGAAGAGGUUGUUCAAGCUGUUGGAGGGAAAGUUCAUGUUAUUGUCGAUGGAGGAAUUCGCACUUGUUGUCGCAAAAUUUUAGGAGAGAUGAUUGGGAGGCCAGUUAUCUAUGGCCUAGCAGCAAUGGGGCAACAUGGGGUGAAAAGUUUGAUUGAAAUGCUGAAGAAUGAGUUUGAGCUUACUAUGUCCCUGUCUGGCUGUCCUGCACUAAAACAUAUUACGGGGAGUCAUGUGAUGACACAGCGUGACAGUCUCCAUUCAAAGAAACCAACUUUUCAUGCAAUUUUUGUAGUAGUGGUGCUGAGACAGACUUCAAAGAAACUUCUUUUGCAACAGUUUGCAAGAGACGAUGUCAGUUUUCUUCUUGUCCCUUGUCUAAUGUCUUUGGUGAGGUGA